AUGGUUUCCGCUUGCUGCAAGCAUUUUACGGCGUAUGAUCUGGAUAAGUGGGGGAAUUUUAAGAGGUAUACGUUCAACGCUAAGGUGACGGAGCAAGAUAUGGCUGACACCUACCAGCCACCUUUCAGAAGCUGCGUUGAGGAAGGGGAAGCAAGCUGUUUGAUGUGCUCUUACAAUCAGGUCAACGGCGUGCCUGCUUGUGCACGGCAUGAUCUACUGCAGAAGGCCCGGGAUGAGUGGGGAUUCAAAGGAUAUAUCACCUCUGAUUGUGACGCCGUUGCAAUAAUUCACGAAGAUCAGAAUUACGCAAAGUCCCCUGAAGAUGGAGUUGCUGAUGUACUGAAAGCAGGAAUGGAUAUCAAUUGCGGGACCUAUUUACUGAGAUACACCGAAUCAGCAGUGAAAUUAGGGAAAGUGCAAGAGGAAGACAUUGAUCGCGCUCUUUUAAAUCUAUUCCAAGUUCAGCUGCGACUAGGUCUCUUCGAUGGGAAUCCAGCAAAUCGGCAGUAUGGGCAUCUAGGACCAGCAAAUGUUUGUACUCUUGAACAUAGGAAACUGGCACUCGAAGCAGCUAGACAGGGCAUUGUCCUCCUGAAGAAUGAUAGAAAUUUUCUGCCACUGGAAAAGGAAGAACUUACUUCCUUGGCCAUUAUUGGUCCUGCAGCAAAUGAUACAAGCAUAUUGGGCGGUGGUUACUCCGGCAUUCCUUGCAAUCCAAGGAGCUUUUUUGAUGGCCUUCAAGCUUAUAUACCAAAAACAUCAUUUGCCACCGGAUGCAAUGAUGUGCCGUGUGAAUCUGACGAUGGGUUUGAAGAUGCCAUUCGUGUUGCGAGAGAAGCAGAAGUUGUCGUUGUGGUUGCUGGAUUGAACCUAACUGAAGAAACAGAGGACCAUGAUCGUGUGAGUUUACUACUUCCAGGCAAACAGAUGGACCUCAUAAAUGCGAUAGCUCAUAUAAGUAAGAAGCCAUUGAUAUUGGUUCUCAUGGGUGGUGGUCCUCUUGAUAUUUCAUUUGCCAAGGCAAACCCAUUGAUUGCAAGCAUUCUUUGGAUUGGAUACCCUGGUGAAGUUGGAGGCCAAGUCCUUGCUGAAGCUCUUUUUGGACAAUUCAAUCCAGGAGGGAGAUUACCUGUAACUUGGUACCCAGAAUCCUUCACUAAAGUGCCAAUGAAUGACAUGCACAUGAGAGCUGAUCCUUCAAGAGGCUACCCCGGACGAACAUAUCGGUUUUACACAGGAGAGGUGGUUUAUGGAUUUGGGUACGGAUUGAGUUACUCUAACUAUUCAUAUAAAUUUUUAUCUGCACCUGAACAUAUUACGUUGUUUGAUUAUUCUUCUCAAGCACAUAUUAGUAGAGAACCUCAAUAUGCAGCCACAAAGGAUGGUCUUGAUUAUAUGCACAUUGAUAAGAUAUCUUGUGAAGCAUUAAAGUUCUUUACAAGGAUUUCAGUGGUAAAUAGAGGGGAUAUUGAUGGGAGUCAUGUUGUUUUAUUGUUUUCGAAAACGAUGACACAGGCUAAAGGUUCUCCAAAGAAACAAUUGAUUGGUUUCGAACGGGUUUAUGUAGAAGCUAAGGGAUCUACUGAAAUUGGUUUUCUCAUAGACCCUUGCAAGCAUUUGAGUACUGUGAAUGAAGAAGGGGAAAGAAUACUGAUAGUGGGAGCUCAUGUUCUUAUGUUGGAAAACUUGGAACAUGUUCUGUUUAUUGAAAAAUGAAGAGAUUAAAUUGUGAACAGAAGGAUCAGAUGACUUGGUUCUUUUGUGUAAAGAUCAAAAUAAAAUGUAACUCGAUUUGAUUACAAAACUGAAAUCAAAAUUGACAAUCGGUUCGGAACA
This is a messenger RNA of Asparagus officinalis (garden asparagus), 1836 nucleotides long. Its product is annotated as probable beta-D-xylosidase 6. The record is from RefSeq and is a predicted model, not a curated record. Gene Ontology annotation, molecular function: alpha-L-arabinofuranosidase activity; xylan 1,4-beta-xylosidase activity. Bases 1 to 1716 code for a protein of 571 amino acids. Lineage: Eukaryota; Viridiplantae; Streptophyta; Magnoliopsida; Asparagales; Asparagaceae. Gene Ontology annotation, cellular component: plant-type cell wall. The transcript is spliced from 6 exons. Gene Ontology annotation, biological process: arabinan catabolic process; xylan catabolic process.